ACUUAAAUUUAAACUCUGCUAACUCUUUGGUUUUCCUGGCUGAUUCAGGCAACCCAUUCCAUUCUCUAAUCAAUGGCACUAUUAUAGUCACUAGGCGAAACCUCUGCAAGAUGACGGGGAUGGCAGUGAACAGAUCUGAAGCCAGGGUUUUAUGGCUCAAUAAUAAAAGCUAAAAUGUAACUCUUUGAGCUAUUCCAACUUACCUACAUAACAAUAAGCUGUCAAAUAGUGUACAGGAGACUAACUUUGAUAAUAAAGACCUCUGCUUUAACUUAGGUCAAUCCUUAGCCAAGAUAAAUCAGCAAUAUGCUCCUGCAAAAGGAUAAUACAUUUUUUCAAAAGAAAUAGAAACUAAUAAAGACUGUUGUCAGGAUGGUGCCAAGUUUGAACAAUGACCACCAUCAUCUUCCCUGUCCUCCAGUUGUGGUCUUAAACUUUAUAUCUAAGAAAAACAAACAGAACCAGACUUUUUUAAUGCUAAAUAACUACCAGGCCUGUACAAUUCAGUAGACAAUUGUCUACUGAAUAUUUUAGGGACUUGAUGGUAAUGUUUUGAAUCAUUCAGUGUGGAAUCAAAUGUAUCACUGAUAUUCAAACUAUGAUCCAUAGGCCAUAUCCAGCGAGUGACAGGUCUUAACUGGUCACUUGAAAUUCUCGCUAUGCAGAAUGAAGCAGAAAAGACUUAAUUCAUUGAACACCACAAUUUUGUGUGACCUGUGACACACAUAUUGCACACUUGUGGCCCCUAGAGCAAACAAGAUUCAGCACCAUUGUAAUACAUACAGUUUGCAAGCCAACAUAAUUUUUUAUUUGGAUCUGAGAACAUUUAUAAGUAUCUAACACUAUUCAACACUUUCUGACAGCCGAAACAUUGCAAAAUACAUGGUUAAAAUGUUAAAAUAAAAAAUUGUGCUGUCUCGUGUAUUUCAAUGAAGUGUGAUUUAUCAGUAUAUUGUAACAAGUACUGCGUCUCUGUGUAACUGGUUUCUAAAACUAACAUAAACUAUUUUGCUAAAAAAAAUAUUUAAAUGUACUUUUUUCCUUUAAGAUAGGACUUUUUUUUUUCCUUUUAGUACAAUACUUAUAAUAGCAUCAAAUGCAGGAAAAAUGCAGGUAGCUGAUUUGUAUGCUGACUUUAUCGAUCUCACCAGUGAGAUAUAGUGAGUCACGAUGGCUGGUGGUGAAUUCUAUCUCAGCUUGGAUGCCCUUCAAGAUUCAUUGCUAUUCUGAAGCUACUGCAUGUGGGUCGAAAGUUUUUCAGAUUUCCCUUAGCGGAAAUGCCAAAAGUAAGCUAUCUCUCCACUGUUCACUGGACCUGACAGAGAAUCUGGUAUUGAAAUCACUGAAUCCAAAUCUAGUUGCAGCCAAAGUGAAAAAUGUUAUGAAUCAAGAAAGACCUUCGUUAAGACCAAGGAAGUGAUUACAGUUAACACAAGUCUGGACCUGGACACAUUCUCAAAGCUCUUACCUUUCUUGCGAUGUUACUUUGUGAAUUUUCCGGUGAAUGAAGAAAACAAACUAAAUGUGGAGGACCAAGCCUCAAAAACUACUAGACUUAUCAAGACUACAAAUCCAAUUUAUUCAACUAAUGCUGAUGCCUCAAACACAACCAGACUUAACGAGACCACUGACCCAACCUAUUCAACUAAUGCUGAUGGCUCAAUGGAAAAAAAAAAAACUAAUGGUCAUUUCAAUUUGCUCAACUUUCUUGAUUGCUGUCGCAUUGGUUUGUACUGGCAUUUUAAUUUACAUUUGGAAAAGAGUAUUCAAUGUCGGUUCAGGCUCCUCAACAGCUGUUCAAUUUAGUAUUCAAAGCAAUGCUGUGGUCUGCACCUCCAAUGCUGCUGAAGAAAUAGAGAUUGCAAACAGUACAGAAGAAAACCAUGUUUAUGACUCAGUAAUAUAUACAGGAUAUCAGACCCCCAAGACUUCAGAGGGCCUAACUGUAACUAUUAAUAGAACCUCCACCCGUAUUGCUGACCAAACUGAAACAGAUCCAGUUUAUAUUAAUAUGGCUUGCCAAACUAUCCAGCCCAAAUCUUCAGAGUGCCUUAUUGAAAGCAUCUAUAAAAUACCUACAAACAAUGCUGUCCGAAUUUUCCAGCCCAAGACUUCAGAUAGUCAAACUGCAACUGUUAGUCAAACCUCUACCUGUGUUGCUGACCAAACUCUUAAUGAUUGCAAAUGCCCAACUGAAACUGAUCCAGUUUAUAUUAAUAUGGCUUGCCAAACUACUGUCAAUGAAAGGAAUAAAUGAAAAAAUUUGAGCAGCCUCAAAUAUACUGAAAUUUUAUUCUACAAAAAUGUAACUUCCUUCAGAAUGAAAAAAAAACAAGUUUUGGGCAAUUAUAUGGAAAAAAAAACAAGUUUGGGACAAUUUGAAAAAUGUCUGAUUCAGGUCUUUUUGAAUGAUUGUUGUGUUUUUUUAAUAUUAAAAUAAUUUUUUUUUGUGUUUUAGAUCUAUAUGUUAUCACUGUAAAAUUGAGUUGUUUAAUUUCAUAUGCAUAAGUCUUGUUAAGUUGUUCAGUAUUUCAUAAAGAUAUUUCCUUUUGAUACCAUCAUAAGCGAUUUAAGUUGUACUAGUACAUUGUUUUCUUGACAUUUUUUUUAGUUUGUAUUUAUGUUAUGAGUGCUGCUUUCAAUCUGUUAGUAUUACUUCUUCCAAAAUUCUUGAUAUUGGUUAGUCUUAUUGUGAAUUCAGGUUUUUUCCUCCAUUUUUAUUAGCUCUGUUGUAAUUUUGGUCCUCUCCUGGUGCUUCUAAUUUUUUUAUUUCUGAUGUUUAAAUUAGAGUUGGUGAGUUUAUAGUGUUGGUAGGUUUAUAGUGUUGAUGGCUGUUCAUAUUUUCCUUUGUCUCCAUCUUGUUUUAUUUAGGAACUCCUCAAAGUAUUCAGCCCAUUUGUCAAUGACCCUUCUGUUUUUUUUGUGACGAGGACACCAUUAUUGUUCUCAUACAUGUGUGAUCUUGCUUGAAAUCCAUUCUUGUCAUCCCUUAUUUUCAUGCCCAUUCCUCUCGCAUCAAGGUUCUCAAUGAGUGCUCUUUGUUUUUUUUUUAUUGCCUCAUUUUUAUGCUUUUUGACAGAUUUUGUAACCCUUGGCCUUGCUUCUUUGUACUGCUUUCUGGUUUCUUUCUUUAGCAUUAUUUGUCUGUUCAAUAUGCCUGCAUUCUAUAUGUCAGACUCUCCUUUUCUUUUGCUCAAAUCCAACCAUGUCAUCUGCUUUACUUUUAAUAGCAUGUUAUUGUUUUUUUAUUGCUCAUUUGUUAUAAUUAGGAUUACCCACAGGCUAUGUCUGUUGUUGUGCUUCAACAAUUUAUCUUUUGGUCUGUGAAUUCUAGUAUAUGCUUCAUUUAAUUGGAGUGGCCAGCUUUAAAUUCCUUCCCAUACACACUUCUGGCCUGUGAACUGUUCUCAC
Biomphalaria glabrata is the source of this 3411-nucleotide messenger RNA. RefSeq lists its product as uncharacterized. The coding region runs from base 1523 to 2257 and encodes 244 amino acids. The record is from RefSeq and is a predicted model, not a curated record. Lineage: Eukaryota; Metazoa; Mollusca; Gastropoda; Planorbidae. The transcript is spliced from 17 exons.